AUGGUGCCAAGACUCUUCGCAGCUUGCCUAGCACUGGUGGUGUCGUAUGCCGCGGGCUUUGUAUCCCCCGCGCCUCGCGCAUCGUUCCCCUCGACAACACGAGCUAGAGGCAUCACCGCCGUCGACCUCCUUCCAGGCGGUGCCAGCGGGGGAGAGAUCGCCACAGCGAUACCCGACGCGUCUUCUCUACUGCUACAACGAGUGGGCCUCGCGGACGUCGGCGGCGUACACGCGGACGUUGUUGGCCCUGCUGCUGCUGCUGCUGACGGUGGGGAGGGAGUGGGUUCGUUGGUGUCUUCUCUCCUGUUGGCUUCGGCGGCACCGGGCAACCCUUCCACCGCGUCGGGGCUGUUCGGAAUCGCCGCUCUCGUGAUCGCGUUGGGAGCCGGGGUCUUGGUAGCCUCGACCGUCACUGGGAAGAACGGCUUGGGGGCGUUCCUUACCCAGGAGAAGGGCAGCAACCCAUUCUACCAGGACACGAUGGCCAAGUUCACCCCGAAAACGCCGGACAUUCUCAACAAGAUCCGUUUGCCGGACUUGGAUUUCGUGGACGUGUACAACCAGCCGCCAGCGCCGGAUGACUACGUAGACCUCGAACAGGACGUGACCUUCGAUGCGAUGGCCAACAAGGGGGCACCAGACGCAGACACGGUCGCCACUGCGGAGGCCUUGCGGCAAAAACUUCUCAUGGCGGUGCAAGCGAAGGACUACGACCUCGCCUCGUCGCUGGAGAGGGAGCUCGCCACGUUCUUGCGGAAGAACGGCAUGGGCUUUGAGGGCGACCAGUAGGCCGGCCGUCAUCUCGGCAUCAACCGGGCCACACACACACACGUGACCCCCCCCUCGCGGGGGU
Molecule: messenger RNA, 853 nt
Organism: Ectocarpus siliculosus
Lineage: Eukaryota; Phaeophyceae; Ectocarpales; Ectocarpaceae
Source: the annotation of a GenBank genome assembly